AUGCAGAUCGGCCUAUACAUCCGAGUGUGCAUCGAGCUGCUUACCUCUGCCAUAGGCAUAUUCGGAAACAUCACUUGCUUGGUGGCGCUCUUUCGAGUCCGAUUGCAAUCUGACCGCUCCUACAACCCACUCGUACUACUUCAUCUGCUGCAGGCAUUUUUUGAUCUGCUCAUCUGUAUGCAUGGACUAUGCAGUCCUCUCGAGGCGUUUGCGCUUUCAAUUUUCACCUGCCUUACUUUGGUACUGCGCCCGCUCAUAUGGUUUUUCUACUGCCUACGUCUCUAUUGUACCUUCCUUUUGGCCGGUAUCAACUUCAUCCGUCUUCUACACCCUUUCAUCAAAGCUCCGGCUCAGCUCCUUCUCAUGGUCUUCUUUACAUGCAUUGUCUGCUUAAUCACCGCUUCCAUCGGAAUGCUGCCUCUAUUGAUAGAGCCAAGGUUUGCUGACGGCCUCUGUCCCACUUUAGGGGCAAAAGGUCAGAAAGAUGUUUCCCCUGCAGGUGACAGGGCAGCAGUAAUCCACCUCCUUAUUCUUUUUAACUUGGCUAUCAACUUUCUUGGCCCAUACUCAGCCAUCUUUCAUAUGUACCGCAAAAUCCUAGCUAGCCUCGGCAACAGCGACGACGAAACGCGGCAACUUGCCUAUCAAGAGCUGAAUAAAACAUAUCUCCUUGACUCUCUGUUUUUGGGAGUCUGCAACUUGCCUCUAAAUUUGUACUGUUUAGUAGCUCUUCAUCAAUCAGCUAACAGGCCAACAGUUCUUUUUUUGGCCACCUAUCCAUCAAUUGUCUUCGCUACAUUCUACCCAUUCCUAUCGCUGGCCUUUCGGCGGAUGUACAAAAAGGCUAUUAUGGAGAACUCUAAUUUUUUUGUAAAAUUUCUGCUCAAUAAGAUCACUACGGCCUAA
This is a messenger RNA of Protopolystoma xenopodis, 906 nucleotides long. Lineage: Eukaryota; Metazoa; Platyhelminthes; Monogenea; Polystomatidea; Polystomatidae. The record is from the annotation of a GenBank genome assembly.